UUGACAUUAGUUAAUCCAAAGUAAUGAUUCCCGAGCCCUACGCCACCUUCACUCACCCAGUCAUCUCAGCUGGCGUUGCUGUACUAGUCCUCUACGGAGCGAAGAAGGGCCUUGAUUCCCGAGCGAGCUCGACGAGCACACCGUCAGAGCUGAGAGAAUCGCGAAGAAGGCACAGGAAAGUUAUGUACACCGUGACUGCUCUCUCGUUUGGUACAGCAGCACUUGGAACUACGAUGAUGGCAGCUCUGCAGAAUGAUGACGAUCGAGAUGAUGUCAAGAUUCUCCAAUCACCACAUGCCCGCUUAGCUGGUCUCUUCCUCUCGGCCAUGAGUCUCAACUUUGCUCUUUCUCAAGGACUAUUCGGAAAGUUCGAUAAGUCGAAGCGUAAUCUCCAUAUGUACAUCGGAUACGCUAUAGCCUUUGGAGCACUCGCCCAGUGGAUGUCGGGCAUACGCCUCCUCUUGGCAUGAAAUGUCCGUAUAUUUUCCCUAAUGACGAUUUCUG
Perkinsus marinus ATCC 50983 is the source of this 504-nucleotide messenger RNA. RefSeq lists its product as hypothetical. Lineage: Eukaryota; Perkinsozoa; Perkinsida; Perkinsidae. The transcript has 4 exons. The record is from RefSeq and is a predicted model, not a curated record. Bases 24 to 470 code for a protein of 148 amino acids.